UGGCUAGUGACGCCUCGAGAGGUCUCUACGGCGAGUCUUUCGCCCGUCAGAACGUCGUGUCGAACACGCUCCCCGGCAACCCGCCCGGGAACGCGUUGGGCGAUACUGGUCUGCACCUCGUGGUUAGAAGCCAGCUCGAGAAUAACAUGAUCUCCUCCGCCGAAGUUGAAACCAGAAGCUCCCAAUAUUACGGUACCUUCAGAGCGGGCAUCAAGAUCACCGAUGUGCCCGGAACAUGCACGUCCUUCUUUUGGUACAUGAAUGACACGCAAGAGAUCGACGUGGAGUUCCUCUCGUCGCAGUUCGGCAAGGACAACGGCACAUUCCCGGUCAGCCUCGUGCUGCGGGCGAGCACUCCGGGGGCAGCCUCCGCCGGGCCUGACAGGGCGAGGAAGACAGGCAGCGCCUUCAAGAAGGUGCACUUACCGUUCGACCCAACGGCGGACUUCCACGAGUACCGGUUCGACUUUUUGCCAGACGAGGUGCUAUUCUACGCCGACGCGACGCUACUCGCCGAGAUGAACCAGACCAGCGUGCCGCUGGGUCCCGGUCGCCUGCACAUCUCUCACUGGAGCAACGGCAACGUAGGCUGGUCCUCGUCCUCGCACAGCCCCCAGCUGCCCCCCGCCCCUCCAGCUACGGACGCCAUCACCACCGUCAGCUACGUCAAGGCCUACUUCAAUGCGUCGGCCGAGCCAAGCCCGGACGAUGAUCGCCAGGCGAGGUGCCGGGACCCCGCUGCCGCUUCAGCGGUCUGUGCUAUUCCCGUCAACAGCCCUGGAUUCUUCUUCGGCAGGCGGCGCUGAGGACAGGGGGCUCUCGACAGAGAGAAACGGGGCAACAGCUACAACGUGAGAGCGCGAUGGACACGGUGAAAGACGAUUUGCGAUUCGGGUCAGGAGGCGUUGGUAUUCAUUUCUGGGUUGUGGUAAGGGUUGUGUGCCUGUCGUCUCUAGGUAGGUAGAUGACAGGUCACCUAUCACAGUAGCAUUCUUUCCAGUCAGACGAAGUACACCCAAUUAUCGCUGGUGACCCCCUCUCUUGUUUUCUUUUUCUUUGGAGACCCAGACCGACACAUCUAGCGAGUAGGUCAGUUCCCCCGAGGAAGCGAGCCGAAGUGC
Durotheca rogersii is the source of this 1121-nucleotide messenger RNA. RefSeq names its product concanavalin A-like lectin/glucanase domain-containing protein. Gene Ontology annotation, molecular function: hydrolase activity, hydrolyzing O-glycosyl compounds. The coding region runs from base 147 to 806 and encodes 219 amino acids. The transcript has 3 exons. Gene Ontology annotation, biological process: carbohydrate metabolic process. The record is from RefSeq and is a predicted model, not a curated record. Lineage: Eukaryota; Fungi; Ascomycota; Sordariomycetes; Xylariales; Xylariaceae.